GACCCAGCGCAGCGAAAGGGGCCGCUCAAGCUCAGGAGCGCAGAAGCUCCUUCCUCUGCCGACGAGGAGAGGGCUUCAGUCAGAAGUGCAACGAGAGCUUGAUGAGAUGGGAUACCCUGCAGCCGAGGAAGAGGAGGAUGAAGCCGCUCGUCUGAUGAAGCUCCGGCCUCAAGAGCUCAUCGAUGAGAUCAGAAAGCUGGGGAAGGAGCCCAAGGGUCUUGUCGAGAAGCAGGAGCUAGUCGCCGAGCUGAUCGGGCUCCGAAGUUCCUUGCGGGGCGAUACCAGGAAUGAGGAGCAGAAAUCAGCUGACGUGGACUGGAGCGAGAAGCUGAAUCUCCUGGUGGAGAUGGGAUUCACUGAUUUGAUCGAGAACGAGGAACUCCUCCAUCGUCAUGGAGGAGACGUCAAGAAGGUGAUUGAAGCCAUCCUGAAGCGAUGAAGCCUGUGAAGCGGGCGCAAGUCAACGUUGAGCUGGACACUGGAUGAAUCAAGUUGUAACAGUUGAACUGCCUAGCGCUCCCCCCCCCUCCCCCUUCCCAGUCACUGGUGGGGCCACACAUAGCGCUCUAUGAGCCUGUGCGAGCCCAGUGAGAGAGUCUCGGUGAGCGGGCCCCGGCCCGGCCUCCGAGUCCGGCCGGGCGGCUACUCAGCCUAGGCUACUAUCCUCUAUCCCCGCUUCCCCACUCAGUCCACAAUUAUAAAAAAAAGUGGUUUC
This is a messenger RNA of Guillardia theta CCMP2712, 715 nucleotides long. RefSeq lists its product as hypothetical. Gene Ontology annotation, molecular function: protein binding. The coding region runs from base 107 to 439 and encodes 110 amino acids. Lineage: Eukaryota; Cryptophyceae; Pyrenomonadales; Geminigeraceae. The record is from RefSeq and is a predicted model, not a curated record. The transcript is spliced from 9 exons.